Messenger RNA from Hyalella azteca, 2733 nucleotides. Its product is annotated as organic cation transporter protein. Gene Ontology annotation, molecular function: transmembrane transporter activity. Bases 281 to 2014 code for a protein of 577 amino acids. NCBI's taxonomy places the organism in Eukaryota, Metazoa, Arthropoda, Malacostraca, Amphipoda, Hyalellidae. Gene Ontology annotation, biological process: transmembrane transport. The record is from RefSeq and is a predicted model, not a curated record. Gene Ontology annotation, cellular component: membrane. The transcript has 12 exons.
CUGACCAGAUAAUAUUUAAAGAGCGAAUGUUUUUUAGCCACACAGGAAUUUAGAACAUAUAUUUUACGCAGUGGUCACGACACGGUGAACAAAAAAUCACUACAAUCUUUGAGACGAGAAGUUGAAAAUCUUAAUUAUUUGUCUUAUAUGCAAAUGGAAAACGCAGAUCGUGUUGGUUUGCCUUGUACGAUAAUGAAAUCUUGAAAAAUAGGAAAAAGAACGAUGUUACAUUGAUGUAUGUCCAUUAGUGAGGACCGUUAAUUAGGACUCAGAAGUGACCAUGAGACGUUCAUCAAAGGAAGACGACACUGCAGACGAGGCAGCAUCGUCUCCUCUGAACGUCCCGCCGUCAGACCAGCUCCCGCUUGACGAUGUUAUCAGCAAACUGGGCUUGGGUGUCUGGACGCUCAUGUACUUUGCCCUGGCUACAUUAAUCCCCAUGUCGAUGCUGGUAAACCUGCUGGUCGCCGAGUUCACCGCAGCAGAAGUGGAGUUCGAGUGCGACGUCAGACCAGCGCUCCAGAGCGUCUCUUCGUCUUCUCCCGACACUCGCACAUCCGAAGCCACCACUGCUGACGCCUUUCUUCAAGAUCAUGCUCAUUCUCACGCAUCACUCAGCAAAGAGUGUUAUAACAUAACGUCUACAAACAUGUCGGCUCCUUCGUACACGCCGUGCACGUCUUUCAUCUACAGCAACGAAACUUUCUCCUCUACCAUCACCACGGAAUUUGAUCUGGUAUGCUCGCGGGAGUGGCAGCGCUCGCUGUUCCAGAUGCUCUUCACGCUGGGAUGUCUGUGUGGCGCUCCCGUGGGUGGUGUGCUGGCCGACAAGUUUGGCCGGCAGAGGGCGAUGUGGUAUGGUUGCGUGGUUAUGGUGGUCUUAACUGUGCUCAUCACGGCCGUACCUAACCUGGCAAUAGUCUUCCUGAGUAGGUUCUUGCUGGGCUUUUUUACGGACAUCGUCUUCAUAGCAUCUAUAACUAUAGGUAUGGAGGUCUGCCCCAGCAAGUACCGCCACGUGUUCGGCACGGUCGAGAGCCUGCCGUAUGCGGUGAUGCUGCCGCUGCUCGCCGGCAUCGCCUUCCUCUGCCGGGACUGGCGACCUGUGCAGCUCUGGGCGUCCCUGCCGCUCUUCAUCGCCACCUGCAUCGCCUCGCCGCUCGUGCUGGACGAGUCGCCCCGGUGGUUGGUGUCCCAGGGGCGCCUGAAGGAGGCGCAGGCUGCGGUGCUGAGGGCGGGGCGCAUCAACAGAAGCAGUGAGCACCUCCCGCCCGACCUCUACGACGUCCUCAGCAAAACACACAAGGAGCAGCUGCGUCAGAGCAGCGCUGACAGCUCAGGGUCCCUGAAGUCGCACCUCAUGAGUCUGGUGGAGACGUCAGAGAUGCGAAGACUCACCCUCGUGCUGACGGUGUUGUGGUUCUUUGAGGGCACCUUGUAUAUCAGCCUGCCUCUCAGCGCCACCACCCACAAGUCGCCGUUCCUGUACCUGGCGCUGCUGGGGCUGCUGGAGGUGCCCGGCACACUCGUGGUCACGCCCCUGGGGGGGCGCUACGGCCGCAAGAAGGUGGGCUUCAUGUGCGCUGUUCUCACCGCCGCCAUCAUGCUCGCUCUGGCCGCUCUCAAGGCUGUGCAUUUCCAAGUAGAAUGGGUGGUGAUGGCGCUUGCUGUGUUCGCAUACAUCACGCUGGUGGGAGUAUCUCAGAUGACGCUGCUGCUGACAGCUGAGCUCUUCCCUACGACUGUACGCUCGCUGGGCUCCAGCGUCGGCUUCUUCAUGAACAACCUCGGCUACUGCGUGCCACCUCUCAUGGAGAUGCUGCUGCCAGAGGAGCAGCCUGAGCUGAUGCUGCUGGUGUACGGAGUGAUGUCGUUCGUGUCAGCGUGCCUGCUGCUCGCGCUGCCUGAGACCAACAACCUGCCUCUCUACGAGACCGUCGCCCAGCUCGUACAAGCUCGACGAAUGCGACAUUCUAAUAAACUCUCAGACCACACCGACUCUAUAGAACCUUAAGAUAAUAAUUAUAUGAUAAAGUUUAUUGUAGUUCGUUGUUUAUUCGUUUGGACUUUAUGAAGUUUUAGUGUUUCCAGAAUUUCAGGACUUUUUGGGUCGUAAAACAUUAGAACUGAAGGCCAGGAGUAUUUUAGUAUGUUCACUUUAUCGUAAGCUAUCUAUAUAGUAAACUAUAGUUCAUUAUAUUAUCAAUCUGUAGCAAAGUUUGCUAAUAAUGCUGUUACAUUUAUUUAGUGAGACAUUUGUCGACUAGCUUUCAAGUAUAAAAUAAAUUCAUGAUCUCGACUAAGGUGCGUGCAGUUAGCAAUCUGCAGUUUAGAUUUCGGGCCGGACCCUCAUACAUCCUAAAAUGUAUGUAUUUUUCAUAAUAACAAUAUGGUAACAAUUUUUCACACUUUCAACUUACUGCUAACAACAUGACCGAAGAUUCUCGAACCUCUUAUAGUAUCAAGGCUUGUGACGCCACUGCGAGAAAAGUGUUUUUUUUUUAUAGCACGAUUUUCGAGUAACGACCACUUGUCUGUCUUGUUGUCGGAAUAAUGUGCUGAGAUUAAACAAUUUUUUAAUAAGUUUACUUGUAAUCAUUAAUUAUAGCUCAUUUUUAGUGAUAUGAUAGGUAAAUAUAUUUCAGAAGUUUUAAGAUCACAAUCGACGAUCAUUUAUAUCCCGUCAGUUACACUGUUAGAAAAAUUACCGUUAACGGUAUUACCGGCGUUUCA